UGUUCCGGUUAGAGAGUUAACUGAAUGUGUGAUUGUACCUUAAGUUAAAAUGCUUUUUAUAUUUUAAUGGGAUUGUAUAAAGUAACCUCACCGGUAAUUCAGUUUUAUCAUUUGCAACUUCGGUGGUCUAUCGAUUGCAAGUUACAAUCUGGGUAAUUUCUAUUUACCUUGGGUAAUAUUGUGUACAAACUUACUGUACAUCUUCAAUUUCUUUGUCAUAGUUAUACAGUGAUUGAGUGAUUUGUUUGUUGUGUUUGACGUUAGUGGUAAUUCACAAGUUACGUGUACCCGAAAGAUUUUUAGUUCAAGAUGAGUGCCAUUGCGAAUAUUGCUAUUCAGAGUACAGCAGGUGCUGUUCCUGUGAGAAAUGAAAAAGGUGAGGUGUCGAUGCAAAAGGUGAAAGUUCACCGUUAUGUAUCUGGGAAACGGCCAGAUUAUGCACCUAUGUCAAGCAGUGAAGAGGAAUCAGAUGAUGAUGAUUUUAUUGAACAAAAAAGGCGACAGCCUUUCCGUACAUAUCCAAAUGCCGAAGCAGUGGAGAGUGAUGUUCCAGAAGAAGCAGAAGCAGAAAUUGAUGACCCAAGACUUCGAAGACUUCAGACUAUUAUGGCUGAGGAGGAAGCAUCCAAUGAAGAAGGAAGACUUGAAAGACACAGACAUAUUCAUGCCCCUGAAGUACUUCAGGGUGGUGAAUCAGAUGAAGACGAUGGAAAACCACAUCGAGAUGAAGGGAGUGAAGAAGAGGAGGAGGAAGAACUUAGUGAUUCAGAGAUAGAAAAAAGACGACAACAGCUUCGAGAAAAAUUAUUGAGCCGCAAAGAAGAAGUUGAGGUUGAAAUAUUGGACAAAGAAGAUGAAAACAAAAGUCCAGAAAUCACUGAAUCAGAGUCAUCAGAAUAUGAGGAAGGUACAGACUCAGAAGAAGAAGUUGGACCAAGACUAAAACCAGUCUUUGUACGUAAGAAAGAUAGAGUGACUGUAUUGGAGAAAGAGCGAGAAGAACAAAAGAAGAAAUUAGCACAACAAGAAGCAAAGAAAAUGGCUGAAGAACGUCGCAAGUACACCCUCAAGAUGGUAGAAGAUGAGGUUCGCAAAGAAAUGGCUGUGAAAGAAACGGAAGAACCUUCCCUAAAUGAUAUUAAUACUGAUGAUGAAAAUGAUGAAGUUGAAUAUGAAGCAUGGAAACUGCGGGAGUUAAAGAGAUUGAAACGUGAUCGUGAAGAGAGAGAAGCGGUUGAGAGAGAACGUAUGGAAAUUGAACGGCUGAGAAAUAUGACAGAAGAAGAACGCAGAAUUGAACUACGCAACAAUCCAAAACAUGUCACGAACAAAGCAGCCAAAGGAAAGUACAAAUUUCUACAGAAAUAUUAUCAUCGGGGAGCUUUCUAUAUGGAUGAAGAUCAAGAAUUGUUUAAGCGUGAUUUCUCAGCUGCAACUUUGGAAGAUCACUUUGAUAAAACUAUUCUGCCAAAGGUAAUGCAGGUGAAAAAUUUCGGCCGAAGUGGGCGUACAAAAUAUACACAUCUGGUGGACCAGGAUACAACGCAGUUUGAUUCUCCAUGGGUUUCUGAAACAGCCCAGAAUCUGAAAUUCCACACAACUCUUGCUGCUGGUAUGAAGCAAGUGUUUGAGAAACCAACACAGUACAAAAGGAAACAACAACAGCAGUGAUUGUGUUCACAAGAAAACAAAAGUUCAUGUAAAAACAGUAAAGACUUCAUCACCACUGUUGUUUUACUUGUUUACAAAAAUCAAGUGUGUGUCUUUUCAGAGUGAUAGACUUUUUUUUAGAUAUCUGAGAAAUGUGUGAAAGUUGUACAGAACUUCUGUGACCUGUAUGUCAACAUUCAUUGUACAGUGAUUCAUUUUACAGUGACUGCAUAUUAUCCCAUCAGUGGAUUCCUUUUGGAUGUAAGUGUGUAACAAAACUUGAAGAGCUUAAUUUUAUAUUGCCAGAAAGAUACUGGCUUUUGUGAAAAGUGCACAGAAAUAUUGGGUUGGCAGAUUAAUUUGUUCUUUACUUUUAUGUGUGAUGAAACACAGUGUACUGAUAUAUUUCGAAAUUUGGUAUCAGCUUAAUAAUUCUGAGCACAUAAUGUAUUUGAAACAUAUAAAGAAAAUACUUACACUGUA
Messenger RNA from Schistocerca gregaria, 2133 nucleotides. It is a transcript of the gene Mfap1, whose product is annotated as microfibrillar-associated protein 1. The transcript has 8 exons. Lineage: Eukaryota; Metazoa; Arthropoda; Insecta; Orthoptera; Acrididae. Gene Ontology annotation, biological process: mRNA splicing, via spliceosome. The coding region runs from base 310 to 1671 and encodes 453 amino acids. Gene Ontology annotation, molecular function: RNA binding. The record is from RefSeq and is a predicted model, not a curated record. Gene Ontology annotation, cellular component: U2-type spliceosomal complex.